Drosophila eugracilis is the source of this 801-nucleotide messenger RNA. Its product is annotated as immunoglobulin domain-containing protein oig-4. The record is from RefSeq and is a predicted model, not a curated record. Gene Ontology annotation, molecular function: protein binding. NCBI's taxonomy places the organism in Eukaryota, Metazoa, Arthropoda, Insecta, Diptera, Drosophilidae. Gene Ontology annotation, biological process: cell adhesion; axon guidance. The coding region runs from base 165 to 653 and encodes 162 amino acids. Gene Ontology annotation, cellular component: plasma membrane. The transcript is spliced from 2 exons.
AAAUUAGAUGAGAUGAGCAGAGUGUUGGUGCAUGCAGAGUAGUCUGACCGAGUGGAUCACCAGUCACCCAGCAAACGAGAUUCGCACAGCAACGCCAUCAUCAGCAGUCGUAGAAAAAGUGAUCGUGAUCUCUGCCAGUAAAAAUAUCCAUUAUCCGGAGAGUCAUGCAGGUUAAGUGCCUGAUCAUUUGCCUUGCCUUGGGUCUCCUAAUGCUGGCCACGCCCAUUUGCGAGGCGCGCCGAGGGCGUGGCCGUGGACGUACCAAGUCCAGGGUUCAGAUCGGACUGCCAAUUACGGGAAAAUAUCGCGAUCCGGAGUCUGAUCAGUACUAUAACAAUAAUAACGGCGCAAAAAUUCUACAAGCCUCACACUUUGAUCUUGAGUACGUCCUCGGCCACAAGAUUGCCUUCCUCUGCGUGGCCAAGGGUAAUCCCCGACCUCAUAUCACUUGGUACAAGGACGGAGCUGAGAUCUAUCAGCACCUCUAUAUGCACGUCCACGAAUGGCGUAUCGGCGACGACAAGGUCAAGUCCAAGAUCGAGAUUGACCCUGCUACCCAAAUGGACGCGGGACUCUAUGAGUGCACUGCAGACAACAUGUACUCCAUCGAUCGACGCAGUUUCAAGACAGAUUUCUCCAUUGCAUUCGAUUGAUUUGGGAUCGAAAACUCUUUGGUUCUAUCUCGAAAUCUAUAAGUUUUAUAUCUAGUUUGAAAAUGUGCAGAUUAAGCCCCCUAAAUUUGUACAGCCUUCAUUAUAAUAAUAAUACAAAACCCUCUUCCUAUAAAUCAAAAAGUUGAGA